This is a messenger RNA of Hevea brasiliensis (rubber tree), 1436 nucleotides long. Its product is annotated as aspartic proteinase CDR1-like. The record is from RefSeq and is a predicted model, not a curated record. Gene Ontology annotation, biological process: proteolysis. Bases 86 to 1435 code for a protein of 449 amino acids. Gene Ontology annotation, molecular function: aspartic-type endopeptidase activity. Gene Ontology annotation, cellular component: extracellular region. The transcript has a single exon. NCBI's taxonomy places the organism in Eukaryota, Viridiplantae, Streptophyta, Magnoliopsida, Malpighiales, Euphorbiaceae.
UCAACUUGCUAUAAAUUCUGUCAUCCCAAUCCGGCCUUAAAGAACUGCCUUAAUUAGCUAAUUUUUCUAUCUCAUACACAAAAGAAUGGCUGUUAUUUCUAAUGUUUAUGUGUUCUUGCUUAUAUACUUAUUUGGUAUAAUAUCAGUGUUUUCACCUUUAGAAACCACUGCCAGUAAUGGUAUUGCAGGUUUCACUGCAAAUCUUAUUCAUCGCGAUUCUCCCAUUUCUCCUCUAUACAACCCCAAAGAUUCUUACUUCUAUCGCUUGCGGAACUCUUUUUAUCGUUCCAUAGUGCGUGCUAAUCAUUUCAAGCCAAACUCAGUCUUUGUAAAAGCACUCCAAUCCGAUAUAAUCCAUGGCGGGGGAGAAUAUUUCAUGAGAAUUUCUAUUGGAACUCCAUCUGUUGAGCUACUUGCAAUAGCCGAUACAGGUAGUGAUCUAAUAUGGGUUCAGUGCCAGCCUUGUGACCUUUGUUACCAGCAGAAGUCCCCCAUCUUUGAUCCUAGACGAUCUUCCAGUUACCGUCAAGUGUCGUGUGGCUCCAGGUUUUGCAAUGCAUUGGAUAGUGAAGCUAGAGUCUGCUCUGCCCGAGGUAUUGUUAACGACUGUGGAUAUACUUACUCCUAUGGAGACCAUUCGUUCACUGAUGGCCAUCUUGCCACUGAAAGAUUUACCAUUGGCUCCACGAAUAGCAACUCUGUUCCCCUUCAACCAGUUGCCCUUGGCUGUGGAACUAGAAAUGGUGGCACUUUUGAUGAAGUGGGCUCUGGUAUAAUUGGCCUUGGAGGUGGCUCUCUCUCUCUAAUCUCUCAGUUGAGCAGUAAAAUAAGCGGCAGAUUCUCAUACUGCUUGGUACCCACAUCAGAGCAAUCCAAUUAUAGUACAAGCAAGAUCAAUUUUGGUAUUGAUAUGCUUAUGUCUGAUCCUGAUCUUGUAGCAUACACCCCUUUGGUUUCUAAAGAACCUGACACAUUCUAUUACCUGACAUUAGAAGCAAUUAGCGUGGGAAACAUGAGAUUAGCUUACAAAAAUUCAUGGAAUAAAAAUGUCCAACAAGGUAAUAUUAUUAUCGACUCCGGGACAACAUUGACUUUUCUUGAUUCUGAAUUCUAUAACGAAUUGGAAUCAGCAAUGGAGGAAGUUGUUAAAGCAGAACGUGUUAGUGACCCACAGGGAAUUUUCAACAUUUGUUUCAGAGAUUCAGGAGAUGUUGAUCUUCCCAUCAUAACUGCUCAUUUCACUAAUGCGGAUGUGGAGCUGCAGCCAGUGAACACAUUUGCUAAAGCAGAGGAAAAAUUGCUGUGUUUAACCAUGAUUCCAUCCAAUGGAAUAGCUAUUUUUGGCAAUUUGGCUCAGAUGAACUUUUUGAUAGGGUAUGACCUUGAAAAGAGUACUGUUUUUUUCAUGCCUACUGAUUGUGCCAAGCAGAGUUAAA